AUGGAAAAACACUUUCCUAAAAAUGUUAUAAAGAACAUUUCAGAACUUAUUAAUGGUGAAUUGGAUUUAACAGCAGCUAAUGGUACACGAAUUGCGUAUAGUGGUUGGACUGAGAUAGAAGUUAGAUUGAUUUCAUCAAAAGAAAAGGAUCCAUCGGUUAUGGUUCCUUUCUUAGUAACAAACGACAGUUUAGAAUAUCCCAUUCUUGGAUACAAUGUUAUUGAAGAACUAAUCAAGCCGAUGAAUACAUCUGAUAUUCAGUCAGCACAUAUUGCUACAGUACAAGCUAGUUUUCAAGGUUUCGAUGAGAAAGUGUUACUCGAAUUGGUUAGACUGAUACAGACAGCAAGAGCAAAUGAACUAUGCACGAUUAAGAGCCCAAAGAAAGACUUUGUUAUUCCGGCAAAGAAAACAUUUAAAGUUAACUGUCGAGCGAAUACUGGACCGGUAGAAGAAACUACACUUGUAUUGUUUGAACCGGACGAAUUAACGCCCUGGCCAGACGGUUUAUCGGUGCACGAAACGGUAACAACAGUGAAACAAAGCUCAACGUCUCAAGUAAAGAUUGAUGUGACUAAUGCAACUAAUCAUGACAUUGUCGUGCGUAAACACACAGUAUUAGGAAGUCUUCAGUUAAUUAAAUCGAUUACACCUGUAGAAGUGAAGUUGGCAGAAAAGUCAAGCAAAGAAAAAGAACGAACAGUAACAGCCACACAAUCCCAAGUGAAUGCAAUGGCGAAAGAAACUCGAGAACGAGACAAUACAAAUGAUGACCAGUUUUUACCUGAAGUUGACCUUAGUGGAUUAACAGAACGUCAACGUCAAGUGGUUACUAACAUGUUGAAGGAAGAAUGUCACUCUUUUGCAAGAAAUGAUGAGGAUAUCGGUUAUAUCAAAGAUCUAGAACUAGAAAUAAAUUUGACAACAAACGAGCCAGUGCAAAAGAACUAUGUAUCGGUACCAAGACCUCUCUACCCCGAAGUAAAACAGUACAUUGAAGAUUUGUUAAAUAACGUGUUUAUAAGAGAGUCAAAAUCAGCUUAUUCAUCCCCAGUAGUAUGUAUUCGCAAAAAGGAUGGAACUCUGCGACUUUGUGUCGAUUAUAGAGAACUUAACCGUAAGACAGUGCCAGAUAGGCAUCCUAUUCCGCGCGUCCAAGAACCUCUCGAUAGUUUAGGUGGUAACGCUUGGUUUAGUGUAUUGGAUCAGGGUAAGGCGUAUCAUCAAGGAUUUGUAAAACCAUCCUGCCGACCGUUAACAGCAUUUGUGACACCCUGGGGGUUAUAUGAAUGGGUAAGAAUUCCAUUCGGUCUUAUGAACGCCCCAGCAAGUUUUCAGAGAUUCAUGGAACAGUGUUUAGGAGAAUUACGUGAUGAAAUUGCCAUUCCUUAUUUGGAUGAUGUGAUCGUAUUUAGUAGAACAUUCGACGAACAUGUCGACCACUUACGAACA
Messenger RNA from Paramuricea clavata, 1452 nucleotides. The record is from the annotation of a GenBank genome assembly. NCBI's taxonomy places the organism in Eukaryota, Metazoa, Cnidaria, Anthozoa, Malacalcyonacea, Plexauridae.